GUACAAUAUAUUUUAGGAUGGAGGGAGUAAUGACCGGUGGCUGCGACAUAGUAUAGUCUAUAGACACUAUACCGCAGCAAGCCAGCAAACACCGCAAUCAACCACCGAUUUCUAUCUUCUCCCCGAACAAAUCUUGCGCGACCAGCGCAUGGUUUCUUCUUCUUCGGAUCAAUCAUGGCGAAUUACUUAGCACAGUUUCAAGCUAUCAAAAGCUCUUGCGAUCACCUCGUCAUUGCCGUGGAAGACGUGAGUGAUUUGUGGCCGACUGUCAAAAACUUGUUCGAGGAGCGGCUGCCAUUUAAGAGGGCUUGUCUAAAUAACAAGACUCGAAAUCCUGUAUUUCUAGAGAAAUUGCCAGCUGAAUAUAUUUUGACCACAGAUUCAAGGCUUCGCAGCCGCUUUCCGCAGGAGCAGUCACUAUUUUGGUUCCGGGAGCCAUAUGCUACCGUGGUUUUUGUUACAUGUGAGGAUCUUGAUGAGUUCAAGUCCAUUGUCAAACCUCGAGUGAAAUUGCUAGUUCAAAAUGAUGAGAAGGAGUGGUUCAUUGUGUUUGUGAAUAGAGCGCACCCCAGCAAUGAUCAGGCUACCAAGAUGGCGAGAAAGGUAUAUGCCAAGGUGGAAGUGGAAUUCAGCUCAAAGAAGAGAGAAAGGUGCUGCAAAUUAGAUGUAUAUGGACCAGAAGCUAAUUUUUGGGAGGACUUUGAUUCCAAGAUCAUGGAGUGUAUUCGGAAUACACUGGAUAGGCGAGUUCAAUUUUAUGAGGAAGAGAUUAGGAAGCUGAGCGAGCAACGUUUUAUGCCAAUCUGGAACUUUUGUAACUUCUUCAUAUUGAAGGAAAGCUUGGCUUUUAUGUUUGAGAUGGCUCAUCUUCAUGAAGAUUCGUUACGGGAGUAUGAUGAGCUAGAACUUUGUUAUAUGGAAACAGUAAAUAUUAGUGGAAAGAGGAAGGAGUUUGGUGGAAUGGACCAAGGUGAUGAUCAAGCUGCAUUGCUAAAUCCUGAAAUUAAACCACUGGCACAAAUUGUUCAAGAUGAUUCUUUCAGAGAGUUUGAGUUUCGUCAGUAUCUUUUUGCAUGUCAAGCAAAGCUUCUCUUCAAGCUAAGUCGUCCUUUUGAGGUAGCAUCUAGGGGCUAUUCAUUUGUCAUAAGUUUCUCAAAGGCACUAGCACUCUAUGAGAGCAUAUUGCCAUUCUGUUUGCGUGAAGUUUGGGUAAUAACUGCUUGCUUGGCUUUGCUCAAUGCCACUGCUGCGAACUACACUGAUGGACUAGUAGCCCCUGAUGUAGAAAAGGAGUUCUACCGACUACAGGGUGAUCUCUUUUCAUUGUGCAGGGUCAAGUUUAUGAGGCUUGCGUACUUAAUAGGAUAUGGAACAGAUAUUGAAAGAACUGCUGCAAAUAGUGCUUCCCUCAGCAUGCUGCCGUGGCCCAAACCAGCAGUUUGGCCUUUGGUUCCACCUGAUGCUUCUUCGGAAGUUCUUGAAAAAGAAAAGAUGAUUCUCCAAUCAGUUCCAAAAGUGAAGCACUUUGGUAUUCAGAAGAAGCUAUUGCCUAUUGAGCCCUGUGUUCUUCUCCGUGAAGCGAAUAGAAGGAGGGCUUCUCUAUCUGCUGGAAAUAUGUUUGAAAUGUUCGACGCACAGUUUAAUUUGAGCGAAAGCUUAGAUGUUUCAGCAGGCGCAAAUCCUCCUAACAAAGCACCUUCGCCAUCCAUGAUACGGAAUUAUUCUACUCCAGGAAACCUUGAAGGGUCUGUUGACCGACCAAUGAGGCUGGCAGAAAUCCAUGUCGCUGCAGAGCAUGCUUUACGAAAAACAAUUUCUGAUCCCGAGCUAUGGAAAUGUCUAUCGUCUAUAGAGGAUUUUGAGCAAAAGUAUUUGGAACUAACGAAGGGAGCUGCUGAAAAUUACCAUCUUUCUUGGUGGAGAAGACAUGGAGUUGUUCUUGACGGUGAAAUUGCUGCUGUGUGCCAUAAACAUGGAAAUUAUGACCUUGCCGCAAAUUCAUACGAGAAGGUUUGUGCUCUAUAUGCUGGUGAAGGUUGGCAAGACCUUUUGGCUGAAGUACUUCCAAAUUUAGCUGAGUGUCAGAAGAUGCUCAAUGAUGAAGCUGGCUAUUUGCAAUCUUGUGUAAGGCUAUUAUCUCUGGAUAAAAACCUCUUCUCAACCAAAGAAAGGCAGGCUUUUCAGGCGGAAGUCAUUUCCCUUGCACACAGUGAAAUGAAGCACCCAGUGCCAUUAGAUGUGUCAUCUUUAAUCACGUUUUCUGGAAAUCCUGGGCGACCAUUGCAGCUAUGUGAUGGUGAUCCUGGUACUUUGUCGGUGACCCUGUGGAGUGGCUUUCCAGAUGACAUAACCCUUGAGUCACUAAAUCUUACUCUGAUGGAAACCCACAAUGCCGAUGAAGGUGCUAAGGCUACAAGUAUUUCCGCCGAGACAAUGUUGAAGCCUGGAAGGAAUACUAUAACACUUACACUACCACCACAAAAACCAGGUUCAUAUGUCCUAGGAGUCCUUACAGGUCAGAUAGGGCACUUGAGGUUUAGAUCUCAUAGUUUCUCCAAAGGUGCUCCUGCAGACAGUGAUGAUUUCAUGAGUUAUGAGAAGCCAACUAGACCCAUCUUAAAGGUAUUCAAACCCAGAGCUUUGGUCGAUCUUACUCCCGCUGUUUCAUCACCUCUGUUAAUUAAUGAAGUACAGUGGGUUGGAAUAAUAGUAAGACCAAUUGAUUACCCUCUUAAAGGGGGCGUCUUGCACAUUGACACUGGUCCAGGGUUAGAAGUUGAAGAGUCUCAUGUUAUUGAGAUGGAUAGAUACACAGCUGCUCAUAAAAAUAUAGCUGACAUGGGAGACUCUGGGAAACAUAAUUCUCCGUCAUCGCUUAUCAAAGAAGUUACACAGUUAAAACUGCAGGAUGGCAAGAUUCAGUUGCCUGAUUGGGCAAGUGAUCUAACUUCUGUCUUGUGGAUUCCAGUUCGUGCUGUAAGUGAUGGAAUUACCAGAGCGGCAUCUCAGAGACUGAGCAUUGUGGAUAUGAUGAGGACCAUGGCUCUAAAACUUGAAUUCGGAAUAUCCCAGAACCAAACAUUUGAUAGGACUCUGGCUGUCCAUUUUACUGACCCCUUUCAUGUGAGCACACGUGUCAUUGACAAAUGCAACGAUGGUACUUUGCUUCUCCAGGUUACUCUCCACUCACAAGUUAAGGCUACUUUGAGCGUUCAUGAUGCUUGGCUGGAUCUUCAAGAUGGAUUCGUCCACAACUGUCAGAAUGAUGGGCGGCCAGCUUCGGCUUUAUUUCCUCUCACUGUUUCUCCUGCUUCAAAAGCUAGCAUGCUAUUCAGUAUAUGCUUUGGUUCCAUGAAUAUUGGAGGUGAAGCUUUGGCAUCUGGUGCAGAAAGUGUACUUAAUAUUAGUUAUAGAAUAAACGGAGAUAGAACCAUGGGAGCGCACAUGCCUGUCGUAAUUGAAUCUUCUGUGAGUGAGACUGUGAAGCAGGAUUUGAUCUUUAAGAGUGCUCUUGUCCUACAAAGACCUGUCCUGGACCCAUGCCUGGCAGUUGGCUUUCUCCCAUUUCCAUCAGAUGGUCUUAGGGUUGGCCAGCUUGUUACUGUGAAUUGGAGGAUCGAAAGGUUAAAGGAUGCAGGGGAAAUGGUUCCUCAGAACAACGAGGAGGUAUUAUAUGAAGUUGAUGCAAAUUCAGAGAACUGGAUGAUUGCUGGCAGAAAGCGCGGGCAUAUUUCUCUCUCCACUAAGCAAGGCUCAAGAAUUGUUAUCUCAAUCUUGUGUAUACCCUUGGUGGCUGGAUACGUACGCCCUCCUCAUCUUGGGUUACCAAAUAUUGAUGAGGCAAAUAUUAGCAGUAAUCCUCCUGCGCCACACUUGGUCUGUGUUGUGCCUCCUGUUCUAAGCUCCUCAUACUGUAUACCAGUGUAAUUAUUCCAAGGGUGGUUAUCUUUUGUACCAGUGAUUGUUUUUUGUAGUUUUGAGUCAGUAGAAAGUAAUACAAGUAGUUUGUAAUUCUUCCAUAGCUGCACUGGUGGUCAUUAGGCACUACAAAUUUAUCACCAUUUUGUGUAUCGAGUCUGUAUAAUCUGUAAUUACCACCACAAUAUAGAAAUGAGGGAACAUUUUUGUACCUCCUCCCUCCGUUUUCAUAAAUCUUCAUUCAAAGUUCACACAAAUAUUGAAGGCAAGGUCAUUUCGUACAAGAGGAUUUAUUUCCGUACAUGUAUUUAUUGUUACUUGCGGAGUACUACGUAUGUAUUACUAGUGCAAAUCAAGUCUAUUUGUGAUUUA
Spinacia oleracea (spinach) is the source of this 4290-nucleotide messenger RNA. Its product is annotated as trafficking protein particle complex II-specific subunit 130 homolog. The record is from RefSeq and is a predicted model, not a curated record. NCBI's taxonomy places the organism in Eukaryota, Viridiplantae, Streptophyta, Magnoliopsida, Caryophyllales, Amaranthaceae. The coding region runs from base 175 to 3927 and encodes 1250 amino acids. The transcript is spliced from 21 exons. Gene Ontology annotation, cellular component: TRAPPII protein complex. Gene Ontology annotation, biological process: early endosome to Golgi transport; intra-Golgi vesicle-mediated transport.